UCGUUUUUUCUCAUCGUACUCUACUACCAAUACCUUCUCUACCGUCGGAAGCGUUUUCUCUCUCUAUCUCUCUGAGCUAGCUACGAUGCCAAGCCGAUACCCAGGGGCUAUGACCCAGGACUGGGAGCCCGUGGUGCUCAACAAGUCAAGAACCAAGGCCCAGGACCUCCGCGACCCGAAGGCGGUGAACCAGGCCCUACGCUCCGGGGCUCCGGUGCAGACGAUCAGGAAGGCCGACGCCGGUUCCAACAAGAAGGCGGCUCCGGCCGUCAACGCGAGAAAGCUGGACGAGGCGGCCGAGGCGGCGUCGCUGGAGCGGGUCUCAUCGAAUGUGAGGCAGGCGAUACAGAAGGCGCGGCUGGAGAAGAAGAUGAGCCAAGCGGAUCUGGCCAAGCAGAUCAACGAGAGGCCUCAGGUGGUCCAGGAGUACGAGAACGGGAAGGCCGUGCCGAACCAGGCCGUACUGACGAAGAUGGAGAAGGUUCUGGGCGUAAAGCUGAGGGGAAAGACAGGAAAGUGAUCGUGUGUCUUGAAACGACGUAGUAUAUGGUGGUGUUGGUGUUGGACAUAUGUACUGUUUCUUGGCUGUAGGGUUUUGAUCCUUUCUGUUGUUUGUCUUUUGGUGUUGUGACUGCGAGAGGAUUAAUGUAAAUACUGAUGAUGGUUGAUGGAAGAAAUCACUAGUUUGUACAGAGAUAUGGAAAUACGCUAAUGGAAGGUGAAAUGUUACGAAUUCUUGA
Molecule: messenger RNA, 740 nt
Organism: Alnus glutinosa
Lineage: Eukaryota; Viridiplantae; Streptophyta; Magnoliopsida; Fagales; Betulaceae
Product: multiprotein-bridging factor 1c
Exons: 1
Coding region: 86-520 (144 amino acids)
Cellular component (GO): nucleus
Molecular function (GO): DNA binding
Source: RefSeq, a predicted model, not a curated record